CUUUUGCUUAGCAAGGCUGCUACGAAAUUAUAACCGGUAUUUUAGCAUGAUCGCAUGUGAAAAAGUUCAUUGAGGAUUAUAUUCGUAUUCGUGUUAUGUACAGUGGUAGGGGUACGUAACCGCUGUGUAGACGUAGAUUUUGUCGUUUUCAUCCGACAUUAUUUGAAUUUCAGGCGACAGUUUAGUUUAGCUCAGUUCAUGCUGCUCGCUGGUAGAGGAAGCAUUCAUUUUUUUUUCUGAAAGUUUGUGUUUAGUAACUGUAAAGUACCUACGACGUGGAUGGUGUGAUUUUUGUGUUACAGAAAAUUUGGAUUUUAUAAAGUGACGGCGCAUCUCUAGAGGAAGAUUGAAAACAAAACUGACCAAACAACAAAACAAGACCAAGUCUCUUAUUGGACGGCUGGCUACCUGUGGAAUGGCAUCUGGAACUCCGCGAAAAUGCUCAGCUUAUUUAACAUGCCGGCAAACACUGAAUAUAAUGGUCAUACUGGGCUUCAUGUUCAACUACAUGCUGCGAGUCAACUUCACCAUAGCGAUAGUCGAUAUGAUCAAUGCUCCUGCCAACCUGACGAACGUGAAUGCGAACGAGACGACAGUCUCGAGACUGGAAGAAACUCGAUUCGAUUGGACCAUCUCGCAAAAGAACGAACUCAUCGGCAGCUUCUUCUGGGGAUACGUCCUCACCGAACUACCAGGCGGCCGGAUGGCUGAGAUAGUCGGCGCGCGCAAGAUCUUCGGCGGCGGCAUGCUAUUGGCCAGCCUGCUCACCGUCCUCACCCCCGCCGCCUGCCACCUCGACUACUACGUGGUGCUGGUGAUGCGCGCGGCGCUCGGCUUCUGUCUGGGCGCCACGUGGCCCGCCAUCCCGCCCAUGGCCGCCAAGUGGAUACCGCCGAUGGAGCGGUCCAAUUUCAUCGCCAACAUGAUGGCGAGCAGCUUGGGGGCGGCGCUCACGCUGCCCGUGUGCGGGUACCUCAUAGGGACGCUGGGGUGGGCGAGCGUUUUCUAUUUUACAGGCGGCAUCGGCCUCGUGUGGUCGCUGCUAUGGUUCUUCCUCAUCUACGACUCCCCUGCCCAACAUCCGCGCAUCACUCUGGAGGAGCGCAUGGAGAUCGAGGGGAAGAUCGCCGAGGGCGAGGGCAAAGGAGUCAAGCCCACGUCGGUGCCGUGGCUGGACAUUUUGACCAGCAUGCCCGUAUGGGCGAUCAUUUUGACGCACGCGUGCUCCGUGUUCGGAUACUUUAUGGUGGUCAACCAGCUGCCCACCUACAUGAAGGACGUGUUGAAGGUGGACAUCAAGAAGAACGGGCUGCUCUCCAGUCUGCCAUAUUUCGCUAAAUAUGCUAUGGCAAUCAUAGCAAGUUAUAUUGCAGACAGGAUGCGCAAAUCUGGAAGACUUUCCACCACAGUGAUCAGAAAGAUGUUCACGACUUUCGCGCUACUGGUGCCCGGAUUCAUGAUGAUAAUCCAGGCCAUUUGGGGACGAAACGUGGGCCUGUCGGUAGCAGUAUUCACAGGCGGGUUGUUCUUCAAUGGCGCAGUAACGGCCGGUUACUUAUCUAAUGGAUUAGAUAUAGCGCCCAAUUUUUCCGGGACAAUCUUCGGCCUGGCCAAUACUCUGUCUUCCUUAGGUGGUUGGGUGUCCACGAAAAUAGUGGCCAUUCUCACAGAGAAUAACCGUACUUUCGAUAGAUGGAGGUACAUUUUCUGGAUUUUGGUGGGAACGUACGUGUUCGGUGCCGUUUUCUAUUUGAUAUUUGGGACGGGAAAAUUACAGAAGUACAAUUCUGUACAAGAGACGAUCUUAGAUGGAAAAGAAUUGAAACCGCUGAAAACUAAGGCUGAGCUAGAGAAAGAGAAGGAAAUUAUUGCAUGACCUAAUGUGAUAUUUAUUGUUGAACAUGUGUGAUAAGUAUUCAUAAAAAAUGUAAUUUUUUAUAUAAAGUACUGCCAAAUAUAAACGAUUUGAAGAUAAUAAAGAACAAUGAAGUUU
This is a messenger RNA of Phaedon cochleariae (mustard beetle), 1993 nucleotides long. The record is from the annotation of a GenBank genome assembly. Lineage: Eukaryota; Metazoa; Arthropoda; Insecta; Coleoptera; Chrysomelidae.